CUUCUUUCAAUUCUAACCUAUUUUGUUAACAACCGGAGGUCCAAGGAGCUGAAUAUUAGUGAAUUGCGGUCACAUUGCCACUCUGGGGAAAGUCUUGGUGGAUGAAAUGACAUUGAAGUCAUCGGAGGUUGGAAAUGGUGCCAAGAUAAUGCUUAUGGCUUCCCAGGGCUUAAACCAAGGGGAUGGACCAAUAAGAAAGGAAACUUCCAACUUGUUGACAGUGAGGAGGAUGCCUGAAGCAAUGAGACCUAAAAGGGACGUUCCUCAAGUUCUGGUUGUGAAGUGCCAACUUGAACGGUGGAAGGCCACUGGGGUUGUUGCACUAUCGGAAUGCAAUCUGAAGGCCCUGCCUGAUGAAGUGUUGACCUGUGGAUCUUCUGCUAGAGUCCUUGAUCUCAGCCACAACUCAAUACAGCAUCUUCCCGCCAUGAUUAAUAGCUUGAGUUCACUUCAUAGAUUGAUUCUCAAUGGGAAUGAAAUUAUGGAUAAUUCCUUAAGCUGGGAAGAGCUAGCUUCUCUAAAGAGUCUUAUGGUUAUUUUAAUUUCACUGAACCAAAACCAUAUAGCAACAUUGCCUCGUGUGAUCAGCACUUUGACCAGUCUGAGACAACUUCAUAUUGCACAUAACUAUUUAACAGGUCUCCCAUCUGAGAUAGGUCAGCUGACCAGCCUUGAGGUUCUGAAAGUUAACAACAAUAGGAUACACUCUAUUCCAGAAAAUAUUGGGGGUUGUGCUUCCCUUGUUGAGGUUGAUCUUUCAUCUAAUCUUUUGGUAGAGCUGCCAGAAACAAUUAGCAAACUAAAGGACUUAAAGGCACUUUAUCUUAGAAACAACGGGUCCAAAUCCCUUCCUAGCAUCAUUUUCAAACAGUGCUGCAAACUCUCUAUACUAGAUCUCCAUGGCACUGAAAUAACUAUGGAUGUUAUCUGCCAGUCACAGAUUGAAGGAUGGGAGAAUUUUAAUGAGAGAAGAUGCUCGAAGCAUCAGAAGCAACUGUACUUCGGAGUGAGAAGCUCUGGCAAAUUUGAUGAAGGAGCUAAUAGGAGCUGAUCAGCCAGAUACAAAGUGCUCAUUAACUCGGUUUGUGUACUUGACAUACAUUUUCAUAGUGAUCCCUAGCAAACUUUACAGAAGAAUCUUUCAGUACCUUUUAAGAUGCAUCAAUAAAUUAUAAUGAGCAUACUGCUCCUGUGUAUACUCUCUACAGAUUUACCAUUGUUCUGAAAUGUUGCUAUAAAGCUUUCUUCUUCUUCUCAAACUGUUGCAUAGUUGAAAGUUUCCUCAAGCAAACAUAUUACCAAUUGUUGAACCCCUAAAGAAUUGAAUAAACUUGCCAGUUGAAAGUUGCA
This is a messenger RNA of Capsicum annuum, 1350 nucleotides long. RefSeq names its product LRR repeats and ubiquitin-like domain-containing protein At2g30105. NCBI's taxonomy places the organism in Eukaryota, Viridiplantae, Streptophyta, Magnoliopsida, Solanales, Solanaceae. The coding region runs from base 107 to 1051 and encodes 314 amino acids. The transcript is spliced from 10 exons. Gene Ontology annotation, molecular function: protein binding. The record is from RefSeq and is a predicted model, not a curated record.